CUGAAAUCACGGGCAAUGGCAGCAAAAGUCUAUAGGUCUAGCUGUGUAGGGGACAAGGAAAGAACAUGAGUACUGCCUCAAGGGAAGAACAACAAACAGAACUGAACGCAGUCUCAACAAGGACAUUGUAUUUUAGCAGAUACCAGGUUUCUGCAACAUGUCAGCUUCUCCUCUGGAUUCAACUGCACAGACCGGACAGUCAAGUGGGGGUGAUUGGCAAGAACAAGUGUAUCAACAUAUUAAAUCUAUGAAAGAAAGUUACUUGCCAGAGUUGAAUGAAAUGUACCAAAAGAUUGCUACCCAACUUCAACAGCACAAUUCCCUUCCAACACAACCAAAGUUAGAUCAACUUGAAAAGAUGAAUGUAUUUAAAAUGCUGGAACGUAUUAUAGCAUUCCUUCAGGUUUCUAAGAGCAACAUCUCACCCAAUUUCAAGGAGAAACUAGGUUCAUAUGAGAACCAUAUUAUAAACUUCAUAAAUAGAAAAAGACAUAAGAAAGCUAUGCCUCCAAUGCAGUCAAGGCAACUUCCCCUACCUCAUAUUGAUUGGCAAGAAGAAGUGUAUCAAAAGAUUAAGUCCAUGAAAGAAAAUUACUUGCCAGAGUUGAAUGAAAUGUACCAAAAAUCUGCUAGUAAACUUCAGCGGCAUACCUCCCUUCCACAACAACCGAAGUCAUAUAAACUCGAAAAGUUGAAGAAAUUUAUGAAGAUGUUGGAAUGUGCUAUAGCAUUCCUUCAGGUUUCAAAGAGCAAUAUGUCACCUAAUUACAGGUUGAAACUGGAUUCAUGUGAGAAGCAGAUUAUAAAGAUCAUAAAUAUAAAUAGACCUAAGAAAAUCGUGCCUCCACUGCAAUAUGGACAAUUUCCCCCACCUCAUAUGCAGUCUCAUUAAAAUCAAGUGAACUCUCAAUUGCAAACAACAAAUAUGCAAGGAGGCUUUGUAGCAGCAACCCAGUAGAAUAAUAUGACAAGCAUGCAACAUAUUUAUCUAUUUGGUGUAUCUAUAGGACAACAAAGUUAGAUGGAUUCAAUGCAGCCAAUUACCAAAUCAGAUUCAGAACCAGAAACUGUUCUUAACUGCCUGCAACAGAUUUCCUGUGAGUUCACUUUGACAAAACCCUGAUAGUGUUACCUAGGAAAUUCGUUUUUGCACUUUAUUUAAUUGUCAUUUUUAUUAAUCAUUUAGCUUGAGAGACAUCAACGAGUAAAGGAAGCUUACCCUUAUGCGUUCUAGUGCUUUUAAUUUGUUUAUGACGUACGCCAAUGUUGUUGAACAUAUUGGACAAACUAGUUGUUGCUCAAGGUUCACUUGUAGUUAAGUUUUUGAAGUUAUGUGAAAGUUGUUUAAAUAAUUGUAAGAAUA
Messenger RNA from Glycine soja, 1363 nucleotides. Its product is annotated as mediator of RNA polymerase II transcription subunit 15a-like. NCBI's taxonomy places the organism in Eukaryota, Viridiplantae, Streptophyta, Magnoliopsida, Fabales, Fabaceae. The transcript has 6 exons. Bases 158 to 892 code for a protein of 244 amino acids. Gene Ontology annotation, molecular function: transcription coactivator activity; chromatin DNA binding. The record is from RefSeq and is a predicted model, not a curated record.